Molecule: messenger RNA, 1358 nt
Organism: Meloidogyne enterolobii
Lineage: Eukaryota; Metazoa; Nematoda; Chromadorea; Rhabditida; Meloidogynidae
Source: the annotation of a GenBank genome assembly
UUCAUUUUUUAGGACUAGAAUUGGGUUUUUAUCAGGGAUUGGCUGGUUUGAGAGAAUAAUCGAAUCGUGUUUUAGAUCAGAUUUUCUUAAUUUUCUUUGGAUCAGAGUUUGGAUUUCUUUUCGAAAAAAUGUCAAGGUUUUGGAUUUUGUGUAACACGGCCCAUCUUAGGUUUUUAUAUUCUAAUUUGUCACUUUUUCUGGUCACUUUUUAUGUCAUGGUAGUCUUUGUGGUGCAAAAAUAUUUGCGGAUAAAUCUUGCGGACACUGUUCAUUUCCUUAAAAUUUUUUUUCAAUUUUUCUUAUUUUUACAGAAUCAAACUAACUCCAAUUUGGACUAUUUAGCACAUUUUUGUGCUCAUAAAAAUUCAAAAAUUGGUCAUUUAAUGUUUGGAAAGGGAGGUCAAUUGCUUCUAACUGGUUCUAGUUCAUCAACAAUUUUUAAUGUUUUUCUUGUCCAUAUACACCCAAAGAAUUCAGCUCUUUCAUGUAUACAACAUAUUUAUUCUCUUGUGAGAGGAAAUUCGACUGCAAAGGUCAUUAGCAGCGUUUUUUCAUCAGAUAACCGUUGGGUAGCAAUUUCUACAAAUCAUGGAAGUACCCAUUUAUUUGCCAUUACACCUUAUGGAGGUCGUGUAACAACACGUACACAUAACGGCAAAUUUAUGAAUAAAGAAAGUCGUUUUGAAAAAACUGCUGGAAUAAUUAAUAGAACAGCAAAUUGUAAUAGUAAUAGUGGAAGUGGUGGAAAUAAUCAACAAGCUUUUAGAAUCCAUCCUGGAACAAAAAAUUCAACUUUAAUACGAACAGUGUCUAAUGCCCAUGUAUCCAGCUAUUAUGUUAAGCCUAUUGUAUUGUGUUCGUCAGUAUUGGCAAAACAAGCAUUAUUUUCUUCUGAAAGUUUUUGUGCUUGGGCUUCGGACAAUACUCCAAAUAUUUUACAACCAUCAAAUGGCAGUAGACUCCAUCACAAAAAUGAUUACAAUUCCAAAGAUGUUUCACCAACAACAAAAAGGGCUGUCAUUUUUACUGACAGUUUAAUUGAUAAGCAACAACAACGCCCAUCAAUCGUCUCUUCCUUAAUAAUGCUAGAAGGUGAUGGUGUAUUAACCCAAUAUGGAAUAGAUAUUACAAAUAAUUUACAAACAAAUAAUUCAAUUAAUAUUCUAAAAAAAUCCUUGUCAAAUGAUUUACCUUGCGAUUUUGAAAGAGGCAGUUGUAAUAGAAAAAGUUGUUUGUCAAUUAAUGAUAAUAGAAGAAUUAGUAAUAGCAACAACAAUAAUUGCAACAAUGUUGUAAUUAAUGAUUCUAUAAACAAUGCAAAGUUGGUUAGAAUGACUGAAUGGGAAUUGAGCAGGUAG